Messenger RNA from Zalophus californianus (California sea lion), 1032 nucleotides. RefSeq names its product CEA cell adhesion molecule 19 (gene CEACAM19). The record is from RefSeq and is a predicted model, not a curated record. NCBI's taxonomy places the organism in Eukaryota, Metazoa, Chordata, Mammalia, Carnivora, Otariidae.
AUGAAAGCCUCAAUUCUGGCUCUCUGGAUCCCCCAAAGCUGGGCUGCCCUCCACAUCCAGAAGGUCCCAGAGCAUCCUCAAAAGGACCAGAACCUUCUCCCGUCCGUCCAGGGCAUCCCAGGCAACUUUCAGGACUUCAGCUGGUACCCGGGGGAGGAUGCCAAUGGCGGCACGAUGUUAUUCACCUCCUUCCCUGACCUCCAGCGGCCCCAGAGGGACGGCAGCGCCAUGGGGCAACGUGACAUCGUUGGCUUCCCCAAUGGGUCCACGCUGCUGUACCGCAUCCAGCCCACAGACAGCGGCACCUACCAGGUAGCUGUCACCAUCAAUCCUGACUGGACCACGAGGGCCAAGACCGAGGUCCAGGUGGACGAAAAGCUGAAGGAGCUGCCCAUUACACACCUGCCGCUGAGUGCUGGGAUCAUGGCUGCCAUCAUAAUUGGGUUCCUUGCUGCUGGGUCCCUCUUUGUCGGGUGCAUUGCCCAUCUCCUGUCAACAAGAGGCUGGAGGGGCCAGAGCCACAGAGUGCCCACUCCAGGAGGCCAGGGGUCUUUGUCUGUCUUGUUCCCAGCUGUGUCCCCAGUGGCUUCAACAGGACCCAGCCCAUGGUCCAUAAUGACACCCACAGAGAAGCCAGAGGUGCACCCCAAUCACAAUGCCGGUGACCAGAACAUCUAUGAAGUGAUGCCGUCUCCGACCCUCCUGGUAUCUCCCCCCGGUGACCCGAGGUCCGUGAACACCUCCAUGCCCCUGCCCCAGCAGCAGCCAGAGCCGGAGAACCACCCCUACCGGGACUUGCUGAACCCUGCCCCUGCCCCUUACUGCCAACUCAUGCCGACCCCCCGAAGAGGCCCCUGGAAGAGCAAAAGCCUCAGCCCUCCCCUGGGGGCCUGGGGCCCACAGAGAAGCCACACCAGAGACCCCACAGCACCAGGCCACCACAGCCAGAGGCCGACAAGGUGGACUCAAAUGAAGACUCAGCACAGGAUCAGGCAUGGGCAAGAGAUCAUGAUGGGCCCAGCGCCUCUCUGA